UCAUUUAUGAACAACGUAAUAUUCAUUUUGAAACAACGUAGUGCUUAUUCUAAUGUAGCGUUCUUUUUUGAGCUGCCUCAGUCCACCUCAGAUCUCGCCGCCGCCACGGUCGAGAACCGUUCCGUCAGGGUCGGCAGACUCGAACCGCCGCAACUCGGCGGCGGAGUAGCCGCUCAAGCGAUGGCAAUACGUAUCCUGAGGAAUCUAAGUUCAAAACAUGCCACCACCGGCGCCGCCGCCGUCUCUGCAACCCUCCAGUUCCGCCGCUGCAAAACCACUUCGGCGGCGUACGUAGCGUCGAGAGCAAGGGACAUCACCUUCGAGAAGCUCAUGGACAAAUACAAAAACCUGCUCCGAGUCAUCGCCAUCCAGGACCUCAUCCUCGCCAGCCGCUCCGAUCCGCCGUCCGUCUCCGUCGAUUUCCUCAACCGCCUGUCCCAGAGGCUCCACCUCAACCGCGGCGCCACCGCCUUCCUCCGCAGGUACCCUCACAUCUUCCACAUAUUCUACAGCUCCGCCAGAUCUCAACCCCACUGCUCGCUCACCAAAACCGCCAUGGAAAUCUCUCGAUUAGAAUCGCAAUCCAUCAAUUCCUCCCUGCCUCUCGUCGUCGACCGCCUAAUCAAGCUUCUCUCCAUGUCCCUCACCAAAACGGUGCCGCUUCGCGCCAUCUUCAAGAUCUGGAAAGAGCUUGGUCUUCCAGACGAUUUCGAGACCUCUGUGAUAUCAUCAAACCCUAACAUAUUCGCACUCGGCCAAGGAAACGAGCCCAACACGCAUGUACUGAAACUCGUAACCGAAAUCCCUAAAAACACUCUGGUCGCUUCCGUCGAAGAUUGGAGGAUCAAGGAGUGCUGCAGAGACGAUUGCAGCAUGGAUAGAACUGAAAUCCUCUACAGCUUCAAACAUUCGUAUCCUCCUGGAAUGAUAUUGAAGAGGGAUUUCAAGGCUAGGGUUAAACAAUGGCAGGGGUUGCCCUACACAGGGCCAUACGAUGAAUUCGAAUGCCAGGAGGAGGUGAAGAAGAAGAAGAAGAUGAGCAAGAGGAGAAUGAUGGAGAAGGAGAAGAGAGCGGUGGGGAUAGUUCACGAGUUCUUGAGCUUGACGGUGGAGAAGAUGGUGGAGGUGGAGAAGAUCAGCCAUUUCUGGCGGUGGUUUGGGAUCGAUGUGAACGUAAGGGACCUUUUUCUGGAUCACCCAGGGAUCUUCUACCUGUCAACAAAAGGGUAUAGGCACACUGUUUUUCUCAGGGAGGCUUAUGAGAGGGGUUGCCUGGUUGAGCCAAACCCUGUGUAUGAUGCUAGGAGGAAGCUUCUUCAUCUUGUCGCCAUGGGGCGUCGCGGGCGAAGGGGAGACCCAACCCAGGGUGAAGAAGAGUCUGAGGUGGAAGAGGGGCAAAAUAGGUAGAGACUUGAGUGCCAUUCAGUUCACUUUCAUUCUGAAAAAAAAGUUGAUUCUGUAGAUUUUUCAUUUCAGAAUCUGAUUUCUACUUCCAGAUUUUGCCAUGGAGUGUCGCCUAGAAGAGCAACAAGUAGACUUUGAGAGCCAUUUUGGCUUGCUUUGAUUGUGAAAGCAAGUUUUGUAGAUUUUCAGUUCAAUUCUGUAGAUUGUUGUAUGUGCUUUAGAUUUUGAAUAGAAUUUGAUUUAGGGA
Messenger RNA from Cuscuta campestris, 1651 nucleotides. The record is from the annotation of a GenBank genome assembly. NCBI's taxonomy places the organism in Eukaryota, Viridiplantae, Streptophyta, Magnoliopsida, Solanales, Convolvulaceae.